AUGAAUUUCGACGACUACGAUAUUCCUAGCUCGAUGAUACGUCACCAUGUCAGCCGGUCAGCUAUUGGCGGCAGUUCUAAAAGAACGGCGCGCGGUAUGCCGGCGUACGCGGAUAUCACGGAGGAGGAAAAACGGCUGGCUUCCGCAGGGGCUGCAUUCCCUCCCAGAAAGCGCCGUCGUCAGGACGAAAGGGAAGGCCAAGACUUUCCUAAACAAGUCAGAAUGACCGACGAAUCACUUGCUGUCUUGACGGAUAUGCUGAAGAAUGUGGGCGUUGACCUUGGUCGCAGACUGACUGUAAAUGAUCUGGAUAUGCUGCGUUGGAGACUGGGUGGCAAUGUCAUAGAUGAGCUACUCAGUCGAUUGAAUGUAUUCGGCACUGAGGGAAAUGAAACAGUGCUCCCUCAUAAUAUGGUACAGAAGGAACGGGCUCACAUGCUCUAUGACCAACACCCGGUUCCGCUGAUGGGCGAUUCUGGGCGCUUUGGCUACCGAGAUUUAACUUCCGGGGACGGAUUCGGUAUGCAAUUUGGAGAGCCAAUGCCACUACUGCCGGAGAUGUCUGGUCGUCGAAUGUCUAGAGAGCGGUCGCCAGUUUAUGAACAGCGACCUAAAGGUUCAGACACACGCCGCUACGCCGCUGUUCGUGAUGACAGUUAUGAAUAUCGCGAUAAAAGCAGCGUGUUUUCUUCAAAGAAGUCGUACGGUCGCUCUGGGAUGUCUAAUACCAAGCCAGUUUCGCCUACCAUGGUUCCCCAUCCACGGCAGGAAAGACCGAUCACAGAUUAUGAAAUGCGCGAUGAAUACGAAUCAGUAAGAUUUGCUUCACGGCCAGAUCUUCAUCUAUCAGAUGUGCGAAUCGACCGCGCACCGGGGCCUGAUCUUGAUUUCGGCCCCUCCCGUGAAUACAUUCAGUCAUUCGCCAGAGAAGAUCGUGUUUAUGGUCGACCCGUUGUCACGCAAAAGAUGCGCCUGAACGAAUCUAGAGCCUACUCGUCAAGAUCUGCCAUGUUUCCCGGUAGCAGAUACGCCGAUAACUUUGAAACGGCUCAGAAUUCCCGCUGGUGA
Soboliphyme baturini is the source of this 1068-nucleotide messenger RNA. NCBI's taxonomy places the organism in Eukaryota, Metazoa, Nematoda, Enoplea, Dioctophymatida, Soboliphymatidae. The record is from the annotation of a GenBank genome assembly.